AUGUUCCUAUUUGAUCUCUUAACAAUUCAUCCUCACUCAUUUGAUAAACAACAUCAUAAUAAUGAACAUUCACAACACUCGGAUUCAUCAUCGACACCAUCAUCAACAUACAAAAUACCAUCAUCAACAACACCACCAUCCGAUUAUUCGAAAAGGAGAAGACUUGUUCAACUCCUCUCACACUUGAAACCCAUUAAAAAUCAGGAAUUACGAACGAAAAUUCUCAACAAGUUAAAGGAAAAUAAGAUUGAUUUAUUAGAUCAUCACUUGUUCAAAAUUUCAACCAAUGCUCCAAUUCUUCAUAAUUUAUUUUCUCACAAUAUUAAUAGUAAUGAAAGGAUAAAGGCUAAAUAUUAUAAUGAAUAUGAUUCACAGAUAUUAUUACAUCCAUUUCAAUCAGUGAACAAAUUGACCAAUUUUAUAAAGAGUGUUUACAAUGUUUUGGAAAUGGUUGAUGAAGAUGAUCAUCACAAUAUGAAGUUAUUAGAUAAAGAAAAUUCAAAAAAGGAAAAGGAGAAGAAAUCAUCAAGUGUUGGAUUUGAUCUACCAAUUGAGGAAGAGGAUGAUCCAUCAUCAAAACAGAAUUUUAAUGUAAAUAAUAAUGCUAGUAGUAAUACUAAUAAUACAGUAUAUAGUAUUGAUAAGAUGCUAUUUAAAUUAUUUAAUGCGAGCAGUAAUAGUGAUGGGAUUGAUUUUAAUGAGAAGAGUUCUGAAAAUGAAAAAAUCAAACCAGAAUAUUAUACAACUAUUGAUAGACCAAUUACUUCUAGUAUGAUUAUUCUGUUUGUGGAAAUUUUAUUGAACAUUAUCAAAUCAUUAGCAAUUUUAACUCUAUUAACUGUAACCUAUGUACAUGAUCGAUUCAAUUUUUUUAUCAAACCGAUUAUUGUAAUUGAAUUGUCCAAAUUGGAGAAUCAUCUUUCGGAUUUAAUGUUAAAUUUUAGGAAGUAUUUCAGAAUUGGAACCAAUGCAAAGCUCACUGUUGCCAGAUUACUAGCCAAGAUUAGAAAUAAUAAUCCAAAGAAUUUCUACAUGAUUCUUUCAGUUUAUUUGAGAAUGAAAAAUCUCAUGCAAAUACCAAAAUCAUUUGUGAAUCAGUUAUUUUGGACCAUCACGAGUAUUUAUCUCAAUAUUUUACUAUUUUGUAUAUUUAUAUUUGAAAAGAUUGCCUCACCUAAAUUAUUACACUUGAUUUACAUGUCCAAUGACAAGUUUUUAGAAAUUCUUAACAAUCUCCUCACCUUUGUCAAUCACUAUUACAAGAAUGUAAUUGAGAAUGAUCAAUUUAUCAACUUGAAAAAACAUGAAACUGAUUUGGAUAAUAAGUUUUAUUCACAACCAUUGCAAGGAACUGAAAAUUAG
This is a messenger RNA of Naegleria gruberi, 1362 nucleotides long. RefSeq lists its product as uncharacterized. The record is from RefSeq and is a predicted model, not a curated record. The transcript has a single exon. Lineage: Eukaryota; Heterolobosea; Eutetramitea; Acrasida; Naegleriidae. The coding region runs from base 1 to 1362 and encodes 453 amino acids.